Molecule: messenger RNA, 1261 nt
Organism: Symsagittifera roscoffensis
Lineage: Eukaryota; Metazoa; Xenacoelomorpha; Acoela; Convolutidae
Product: CD82 antigen-like
Exons: 3
Coding region: 125-1069 (314 amino acids)
Cellular component (GO): plasma membrane
Source: RefSeq, a predicted model, not a curated record
AUAUCGUGCUUGUGACUGCUUGAGCAAAAACAUACAAUCGAAAACUCUCGCCAGUUAAUUAAACAUAUUUUCAUAAUCAAAUUAUCUAUUUGAAAACUGUAAGCUUGAGAAAAAUUCGGUCAAAAUGGCUCGUUGUACGAGCUUCAUCUACUGUACUGCAGUUUUCUGUAGCAUAAUAUUCAUUGUUGUCGGGUUGCUUUCCACCGCAACUUCCAUCGCCGCUUACAUUUUCCUACUUGCGAUUCACAACAUCAACUAUGCGCUCAAAAUCAUGGAGAUGAGCUCCAUGUCAGUCCUGAUUCCGAUCGCAUUCUUCUUGAUAAUCGGCCUGUUUUUUAUCGGAAUUGGAAUUUUCGGUCUCGUUAAAUCGCGAAAAAUGGAACUCACACCCAAAAUGAUGAUCAUAAUUGCCGUCAUUGUCGUGCUUAUUGUCAUUAUCAUCGGAACAAUCAUGUUCGUGAGCAUGCUUUAUGUCGAUGACUUCGAGAGCCGACUCGAUAAAAGCAUGCGGGAGACGAUUGCGGUGGCGAGUUCCGAUUCCUCCUCGGAAGAACGAACCGACUGGGAUAAUGUUCAGGAUUCGUUCACUUGUUGCGGGGUGACUGACGGGUGGGAUUGGCAGUACCCUAUUAACUCGAUCAAUUGGAACGACACUUUCGUGCCGUCCAGCUGUGGGAGCACGGAGGCGGAGAAGAAAUCCCGAGCGGGAUGUAAGUCUACUGUGCAGGACGAUGUCUCGUGGGUGGCCAUUCUAUGUGCAGGAAUACUCGGACUCACGGGAGGAAUUUCCGUUGUAUGCGCCAUAAUGAUGAUUGUCGUCGCAAUCAAAGCGAUUUGCGACCCCGAUUGGAUGCGGCUCAACAACGAUGUCAAAGAUGACGACGAUGACGAUGAAAGCAUUCCGUCAUACGAGAAGGAAAACAGCAUCAGCGACAUCCAGUAUCAGCUGAAACAGUCAAAUCCAGCCAUUGCUUCAAGAGAUGUUCGCUCCAGAAAUACAAGCGUGAUCAACAACCAACCCAUCAGGAGACAAACUGAUGCCAAAGGACUUCCGACAGUCGUCAGCUAAGAGAUCUGACACACCAGAAAUGACAAAAAAAAAAAACAGCAACGAAACAUCACUAUACUGGACAAUGGACACAUGAGUACAGAUUUAAUCGACUCCCAGUGUAAGAGCAAAAUAGAUUAAUAGAUUAGCACUGACGUGUUCUGUAAUUAAAUUUUGAAUAUAAAUCCAAUGAAAUUGAAUCUUAAUACACAU